UUUUAAAAAUUUAUUGAAAUGAAUUUAAUUAAUAAGUCUUUGUUAUUUUCUUCAAAACGUUCUUAUGUACAAAAGCGAUUUUUGAAGUAUAUACAAGGUCAAGAGCCGGAACCAAAAGUUCGAGAAUAUUUUUAUUAUAUUGACCAUCAAGGAAUGCUGUUUUUAGAUGAUUCUAAGAUGAAAAAUUUUACAUCAUGUUUUAAAGAAAAGAAGUUUUUAGAAUUUUUUUUUAAGCGUCUUCGGUUGAAUAAAACUGGAAAAUAUGAAGAUGAAUUUCCGUACAUAUCAUUAUGUGGAAGAGAGAGAAAUUAUAUUCGUUGUGAUGAUGUACCUAUUGUUUACACGCACAUUAUUUCAAAAAGCAACCCAGAAGUCGAUUUUUUAACAUUUGGUUACGCUGGUGAACUGUUGAUGUCACAAUUUCAACCUGAAAAAGUUUAUAUGUUACCUACUACUGGUAGAGUGUAUCAUCCAGCGGAUGAUAAGUAUGGAGGCAUUGGACUGAUUAGAUCAAAACUUUCUAUUGAAAUAAGUAAAAAUUUUACAUUUAGAAAUGGUGAAACUGAACCUCCAACGAAUUUUAUUUGGAAGAACAAAAAUUACCAGUUAGAUCAGCUGUGGUUUUCAGAUGCAGUUCAUAAACAUAAUAUUACAAUAAAAUCGGUUCCUGAUUAGAUUCUAUACUUAAAGAUUAGUUACAAAAAAGAAGUUAAAUAAAAAACUGUUAUAAGUAUGAUAAUAUAUUAAUUUUAAUA
Messenger RNA from Melitaea cinxia (Glanville fritillary), 755 nucleotides. Its product is annotated as UPF0598 protein CG30010. The record is from RefSeq and is a predicted model, not a curated record. The coding region runs from base 19 to 675 and encodes 218 amino acids. Lineage: Eukaryota; Metazoa; Arthropoda; Insecta; Lepidoptera; Nymphalidae. The transcript has 2 exons.